This is a messenger RNA of Boeremia exigua, 1260 nucleotides long. RefSeq lists its product as uncharacterized. The record is from RefSeq and is a predicted model, not a curated record. Lineage: Eukaryota; Fungi; Ascomycota; Dothideomycetes; Pleosporales; Didymellaceae. Bases 309 to 1124 code for a protein of 271 amino acids. The transcript has a single exon.
GGUGAAUUUUUACCUAUGCCGGAUACGGCGAUUAGGUGGAUAUUUCUAGCAGCUUCGACCAAUCGCCCAGAACAUUCGACCAAUUACACGAUUCGCCUCGCACCUUCAGCCUUACAUCAUGCCUCGCAUUCGAACGGCAUAAGCAAUCCACAGCCUCAAAAGAUGCAUAUAUAUUCUCCCACCGUCGAGUCUCACGCUUAUCAGUACAAUCAUCAAAACAAUCAUCAAGCGAACAUAUAACUCAACUCAACAUAAAAAGCCACCAAGCUAUCACACCUACAACGACCACGCAAACAACCACGCACCGCAUGAGCCAAACCACGCACAACACAAACCAUCCAACAAUGGCCGACACAAACUUCACCGCACCAUACGAACGUACUCCCACCCCACCACCCAAACGCAGAAAAACAGUCGGCCAGUGCCCAACCUGCGCUGCGUCUUUCUCCUCACGCCACGAACUACGCGCCCACAUGGCGGAUCCGGCACUCCACGCGCCCGCUGAAGACUCAGAUGCUGUGUCUUUCGGGGAACUGAGUGAGGGCUGGGGGAGUGGAGAUGAGUUUUCUUCCGACAGGUCAUUUCACGACAAGUCAUCGUAUGAGCACACGACCAAGGCCUCGGGCAUUGUACCCGAGCCGACGCUAGAAGGGGACGGGUUUGAGUUUGCGACUGCCGACGAGUCCACGUUCUCAAGCACUGGAUUUGGGGAGCCGACACUGCACAGCGACGGCUUCGAGUUUGCGCCCGCUGAGGAGUUCGCAAACGCAGAACCACCAUCGCCUGACGUCCCCGCUGAGCACGCUGAGCAGGCCAGCAGCCCCACGGUCUCCGACGAUACACAGCCCACACCCAUUGAAACACCACCCUCUAGACCUCACGUGCCGAAGGGCGGCGCAUUGGGUGUCCUGUAUUGCGGGACGUGUGACAAAGGGUUUGGAAAUGAGAAGGUGUUUAGAAGGCAUUUCAUGUUUGGAGCCAAGCAUGCGGUGGAACCGGAGGAUGUAAGGGAUCUGUAUUGGAGGAUUUGGGGGCAGUCGUGGGGGGAGGAGGUACGGGAGAAGGAAGGUCAGGUGAAGGUGGAGGAGGUAGAGGUGGUGGACGUGGAUGCUAUGGAUAUGUAAAGGGAGGAGAGUUACGAGUUACGAGUUAUGAUACCCAUGAAGUGUUUAAUACAUGAAAUUUACAUUUACUAUAUCUUCGCAGUACUAUAAAUACUCACCAACUGUUCAUAUCAUGUUCACAACUUCGCAAACACUG